Messenger RNA from Racocetra persica, 282 nucleotides. Lineage: Eukaryota; Fungi; Glomeromycota; Glomeromycetes; Diversisporales; Gigasporaceae. The record is from the annotation of a GenBank genome assembly.
AAACCAGUCAGAAAAAUAAAACCUACACUUCUAUUAAGUAUUGAAAAUAAAUAUAGAGAAUUUGUAUCAAAUUUUUUGGAUUAUAAUUAUAGCAGAUUUUCAGGAAAGUUAAGUCAUAAUAGAACAUGGAAAGAAUCUGAAGAUAAAAUUCUAUCUGUCAUAAAUAAAAUUUUUAAUACUAUGAAAGACAUUUGGAAUAAUUUGGCUCUUAACUUUGAAGUAGCUGGAAUAUUAAAUGAGAGAACUUAUCAAUCUACCAUUAUUGUACCAUUUAUUCGAGCU